GAGGCUUGGUCCAGUCAACUUCGGUUGCGAAUCUUUUCGCCCUCCCUAACACGCAGUCGCGUUAAAGACACUCAACUCAUCUGCGCUGGAAAAUGAACUUGAGCCGUGUUCGGCCUUUCUACGCGGUCAAGUGCAACCCGGACCCGGAGAUCCUUCGCCUCAUGGCUAAACUCGGAAACGGUUUUGAUUGUGCGUCCAAGGCGGAGAUCGACAUGGCCCUUGACACCGGCAUCGACCCGAGCCGCAUCAUCUACGCGCAGCCCUGCAAGACCAAGUCCUAUCUGCGCUACGCGGCCCAGGUGGGCGUCAAGCAGAUGACUUUCGACAACGCCGAUGAGCUGUACAAGAUCAAGGCCAACUACCCGGACGCUGAGCUUUAUCUGCGCAUCCUUACGGAUGAUUCGAACAGUUUGUGCCAAUUCAGCAUGAAAUUCGGAGCUUCCCUGGAUGUUGCUCGCCAGCUCCUCGAAUUGGCGCACCAGCUCGAGCUCAAGGUUGUCGGCGUGAGCUUUCACGUCGGAUCGGGCGCUGAGGAUCCUAAGGCUUUCCUGAAGGCCGUGCAGGACGCGCGCCUCGUGUUCGACCAAGCCGCAGAGAUUGGCCAUGAACUGCACACUUUGGAUGUCGGCGGAGGUUUCUCCCAGGACACGUUCGAGAAAUUCGCCGGCGUUCUGAGCGAGGCGUUGGACACCUACUUUCCGCCUAGCAUCCGGGUCAUUGCCGAACCGGGUCGCUACUAUGUUGCCAAUGCGUUCACUCUGGCAGCCAACAUCAUCGCUCGCCGUGAGGUGCGCGACCCGGAGGACCCGACCAACGACGCCUAUAUGCUGUAUCUCAACGACGGGGUGUAUGGAAAUUUCUCCAACAUCAUUUUUGACCACCAGCACCCCGUGGCUCAGGUCCUGACCUGCGCAUCGGCCGCGAACUCCCCUUAUGCUGCGACUUCGGGGGGUGUCACGUACUCCAUCUGGGGGCCGACCUGUGACGGCAUUGACGUUAUCUCCAAGCGCAUCGAGCUGCCAGCUCUGCUGGAAGUUGGAGAUUGGCUUUACUUCGAGGAGAUGGGAGCCUACACCAAGUGUAGCGCGACCCGCUUCAACGGCUUUUCGGACAACCACGAGGUGAUUUACAUCUCCAGCGAAGCCGGGGCUUCUGCGCUCCUCGAGUACUAGAUUUACUAUUGUUUGAUAUCUUUUUUUUGGGCUUUCUGUGUUUGGUACCUAUAUGUUGCUCUACUUAGUAGGUCGCUCGUUGACCUGCUUUGUUAAUAAAUGUGUUUGUGUGCUUUUAGAGUUGAUUUCGGGUCGAAAUACAGUGUGCAGAUUACUGAAGUGUCUAUAUAUGGCCAUCU
Molecule: messenger RNA, 1351 nt
Organism: Aspergillus eucalypticola CBS 122712
Lineage: Eukaryota; Fungi; Ascomycota; Eurotiomycetes; Eurotiales; Aspergillaceae
Product: type III PLP-dependent enzyme
Exons: 3
Coding region: 93-1172 (359 amino acids)
Cellular component (GO): cytoplasm
Molecular function (GO): ornithine decarboxylase activity
Source: RefSeq, a predicted model, not a curated record